AUGCGCACCACCAUAGCGGCUUCCGCUGCUCUCUUCCUCUCAACUUCCCUCGCCCUCGACAGCCUCGUCGCACCUUCCUCCAUCAUCGCAAAUCAAAACUUCACUCUCACGGCCAACAACCCCGAUUCCAGCGCCCUCUACCGCAUCUACCUCGCCGCCACCCUCUCCGACACAACCGGCCCAACCUGCUUCCUCCUAAACUCCACCACCCUCCCCCCCUCCGGCGCCCUCUCCCUCUCCAUCCCCGCCUCAGUCGGCCCAGACGCAUCCUACUACAGCAUCGCCAUCUCGCCCCUCCCCUCCUCCUCCUCCUCCUCCUCCGCCACCUCCAUCAUCUACACCCCUCAAAUCAACAUCACGGGCCUCACAGCUUCCUACACCCCUUACGAAACCUCACUCCGCGGCGCGCCAUUCUACGACGCGGAUAUGUUGCCUUGCAAUUCGUACGCUUGCGCGAGGAAGUGUGCGGAUCGGGAAUUCCCGGCGGGGAGUGAGGGGGAUGGGGAGGAGGAGAAGGGGGAGAGGUAUGGACGGAUGGUGGAGUGUUUUGGGGGGUGUGAGGGGGUGGGGGUUGAGGUUAAGGGUGCGAGUGGGGUGGAGAGUCAGGGCGGGAUGGGGAUGGGGAUGACGAUGACUGUGUCUACGAGCGCGGAGGGGGAGGCGACGGCGACUGCGACGACGACCACGACGGAGAUGGGGCCGAGUGAGGCUGAUGCUACGGAGGAGGCGGCUGCGGCGACGAGUUCUGGGGUGGCGGCGCCGAGGCAGGCGAGGCUUGCGGGUGUGAUUGCUAUUGCGGGGCUCGCGGUGGUGGGGGUUUGUUGA
Zymoseptoria tritici IPO323 is the source of this 825-nucleotide messenger RNA. RefSeq lists its product as uncharacterized. The record is from RefSeq and is a predicted model, not a curated record. The coding region runs from base 1 to 825 and encodes 274 amino acids. The transcript is spliced from 2 exons. NCBI's taxonomy places the organism in Eukaryota, Fungi, Ascomycota, Dothideomycetes, Mycosphaerellales, Mycosphaerellaceae.